Molecule: messenger RNA, 2942 nt
Organism: Pygocentrus nattereri (red-bellied piranha)
Lineage: Eukaryota; Metazoa; Chordata; Actinopteri; Characiformes; Serrasalmidae
Product: carbohydrate sulfotransferase 8
Exons: 4
Coding region: 301-1524 (407 amino acids)
Biological process (GO): proteoglycan biosynthetic process; carbohydrate biosynthetic process
Cellular component (GO): membrane
Molecular function (GO): sulfotransferase activity
Source: RefSeq, a predicted model, not a curated record
AGGAGAAGAGGCGCCUCAGGAUGUUCACACACGAGACACGCCGUUAGACAGACGGUAAAGUUAGACAUGGGGGCCGUGAACGUCGUCGACUCAGACUAUUUUUGUUCAAGUGGUGCUGAGGUGUGUUUAUUUUCGGCCAUGUUCGAGUUUGGGACUCGUAUUCGCCACACUUGCUGAAGCGUAUUUGGCGACUCGUUUAAUUUACUCGAGGUAAAGUGAGACUCCUGAGUACCUACACGGACUUUCUCAGCCUUAUGAAGACAGCUGAGGUUCUAGGCUCAGGGCCGAAGUCUGCAAGCCAUGUUGUGGCAAGACUGUAAAGGUGUGGAUUCCAGUUGUGGGUGCAGGAGACUUGUGCGCUCAGCUGUCAUCAUCAUGAGGCUGCCCUGCUCUUUCUGGUUCCUGCUGCUAUUCAGCACAGGAGGCCUCCUUCUCCUGCUACAUCUACAGGACCUCACAGAGACCAUUCAGCAAAGUCCAGAUGCAAAGCUCAUAUUCCCUCAUGGGCAGUCGAUGAAUAAGGAGCUGUGUCCUCACUGUCCAGAUAUAGACAUACAGGCUUCUGUCCUCCCAGCGAAACUCCAAGCACAGAUCACCAAGAACCACCGCAAACUCCUUCUGAAGAGCUCUUCUUUAUUAAAUCAGCAGCUCAUCAUCGCCCCUGCUGGUCAAGCCAAGAAUAGCAUCAAAAAACUGAUCAAGGUCCAGCAGUCCCGUCGGAGGCUGAUGAGAGAAGUAUGUGCCAAAUACAGAAGCAGCAGCAUUGCCAAGGUCGUGACCCACCAGCACGUGUCCCGCAUCUAUGUGGAGGACACGCACAAACUCCUGUACUGUGAGGUUCCUAAGGCAGGUUGUUCCAACUGGAAGCGUGUGCUGAUGGUUCUGCAGGGCCAGGCGGUCUCCACAGGGGAGAUCCAACAUGAGCAGGUCCACUAUGGGAAUCACCUGAAGCGACUAGACUCCUUUGACCGCCAGGGCAUUGCCCAUCGCCUAAAGACCUACACCAAAGUGCUCUUCCUGAGGGAACCCUUCGAGAGGCUUGUGUCAGCUUUUCGGGACAAGUUUGAGAGCCCAAACUCGUACUACCAUCCAGUCUUCGGGAAGCCCAUCAUCUCGAAAUAUCGCAGUAAUGCGUCAAAGUUGGCCUUACGCACAGGAGAGGGCGUGACCUUCAAGGAGUUCGUCCAGUACCUGCUGGAUGUUCACCGCCCAGUGGGCAUGGACAUCCACUGGGAGCCGGUGGUGCAGCUGUGCAGUCCUUGCCUAAUAGACUACGACUUCAUAGGCAAGUUCGAGACAAUAGAAGAAGAGGCCAAUUUGCUCCUGAGGCGUAUAGGAGCCCCCGCUAACCUAACCUUCCCCAGUUUUAAAGACAGGAACCCAAAUGCAGCGAGGACUUCUGCACGAAUCACACAGGAAUAUUUUUCUCAGCUGAACUUAACAGAGAGGCAGAGAACCUAUGACUUAUACUUCAUGGAUUAUCUAAUGUUCAACUAUUCCAAGCCAUUUGCAGAUUUGUACUGAGGAUGCUGUACUGAGGAGUUUGUGAAUGUAAAUACUGUUGGUGUCUUGUUUCAGUCAAGGUUCUCUUUACUCAUUAUUAUGAAACUGUAUUUUAAAAAUGAUUUUUUAAAUAUUUUGUUCAAAAUUCUGUUAUACAAUGGCAGGCUGUUUUUUGCACACUCAUUACAGUAUUGCCAGAACAAAUUUCAUCAAAGACUAGUGUCUACCAAUUUUGGGACAGUAAUAAAUCAGUUACUUAACAAACAUGUUGUUUCACAGUACUGUGCAAAAGCCAAGACACCCCACAUAAUGUCUUUCAUUUCCAGUCAAAAUAAGCAUUACAUGGAAGUUAUUCAUUGUUUCAGUGUGAAGAAUCUCCUGGAAAUUACACAAAGCCCUCAAAAACCAAACACAAUUUUUUUCACGUUUUUCAGUAUUAAGUGUGUUUUCUUAUCUUUAUUACAGCUGUCACCCUUUUCAGUAGACUUUCUUUCAGUUUUUCAGAGAAAUCUGCAGGGGUAUUUUUUAAAACCUCCAGAGUUUAGUUCUCAUUCAGUGAUGGGAUUUUUCAUGACUGCCAAUUGUUUAUUUUUUAUCUGCUUCUUUUUCUCAGUGAGGGCUUUUGAGAGCUACACAUCUUUUCAGAUUCAUAGCGCUGAGUUGUCUUCUCACAGUAAAAGCUUGGACAUGAAAACCUGAGCUUGACUUUUUUCUCUCUCUCAAAGAUGAAAGCUAAACAUGCUUUUUAUCUGAUGGGGACGGUGUUGGUGGUCUACCAGGUCAUACAUGGUUGUUAGGAAUUCCACUUUCUUUGUAUCUUGUAGUCACAUUAUGAAUUCCUAAUUUUAUCAGAAAUAUUUCCUGAAAAAUGAAUAACUACCGUAAGGUGUUUAAAGUACAUAAUGGUAGUUUUGACUAGAAAUUACUUUUGCACAAUAAUGUAUAUGUUUAGCAGUCUGUAUAUUUCUAUACAGAAUUGUUGUACACCUGUCACUUUACACAAGUUGUGCUACAACUGGCUUGAACACACAUGGUCAAUGGGCUGGUACUAAACAGUUAUUUGGUAUGUAUCAUGUAAAUGCAUAAAAAUAGAACAACUGUUAAUCAUUCUAUGAUGUGAAUGUAUAAUUGUGUUCUAUUGAGCCUCUCGAACAUGAUGUAGCAUGCCUUCAGCCUUACAGUGUACUGCCACCAGAGCGGUUUUACCCAGAUUUUUACUUUGUUGGGAAUUUUUAGUUGGAUCAGGGAAAACACUUAACAAUGUGAAGAAUGGGUCUGUACCUCAUGAAGUGAUUGCGUUGUCUUAAUGUUAAUGUUAGUGUAUUAUCUCUGUGCCAUUGCCUUUUUACUCUUAAUGAUUAAGAUGAGAUUAUUUCAGUAAUUUUGAGUACAGCAAACUUUCGACCAAAUAAAUACACUUUUCAUGCUGUGUAGUUCAA